This is a messenger RNA of Penicillium alfredii, 888 nucleotides long. RefSeq names its product Rab geranylgeranyltransferase subunit beta BET2. Gene Ontology annotation, biological process: protein geranylgeranylation. Gene Ontology annotation, cellular component: Rab-protein geranylgeranyltransferase complex. The coding region runs from base 1 to 888 and encodes 295 amino acids. Lineage: Eukaryota; Fungi; Ascomycota; Eurotiomycetes; Eurotiales; Aspergillaceae. The record is from RefSeq and is a predicted model, not a curated record. Gene Ontology annotation, molecular function: Rab geranylgeranyltransferase activity. The transcript is spliced from 4 exons.
AUGUCGUUGGUAUCUGGCCCAGGUAGGGCGGGAGGUAGUCCAUCGGACCAGGAAUUACAUACCUUGAAGCAUGUGGCUUACAUCCAGAACCUGGACACUGUGCGUGCGCCUUCUCGUGAUGAUGAGCUGGAAUAUUGGCUGACCGAGCACCUGCGACUCAACGGGGUCUACUGGGGCUUGACAGCGCUCUAUAUUCUUGGUCACCCGGAUGCCUUGCCGCGGGCUGAGACUAUUGAAUUUGUCCUCUCCUGCCAACAUGACAAUGGCGGGUUUGGUGCGGCUCCCGGCCAUGAUGCCCAUAUGCUCUACACCGUGUCUGCCGUGCAGGUCCUCGUCACCGUCGAUGCGGUGGACGAGCUGGACAAGCGCGGUCGAGGAGGCAAGCAGAAAGUCGGGUCCUUCAUUGCCAGCCUGCAGGACCGGGAAACCGGCUGCUUCAUGGGAGAUGAAUGGGGUGAGUCAGAUACUCGCUUCCUCUAUGGUGCUCUCAAUGCCCUGUCGCUCCUGGGUCUCAUGGACCUCGUCGACGUGCCCAAGGCCGUCGAGUACAUCCAAAGCUGUGAAAAUUUUGACGGGGCCUAUGGCAUUCGCCCGGGAACUGAAUCUCACUCGGGCCAGGUGUUCACCUGCGUCGCAGCUUUGGCCAUCGCCGGGCGCUUGGACUUGGUGAACAAAGAUCGAUUGGGGGCCUGGCUCAGUGAACGUCAACUCGAGGACGGUGGCUUGAACGGUCGUCCCGAGAAACUGGUAGAUGCAUGCUACACUUGGUGGGUUGGAUCCAGUCUCGCCAUGAUCGAUCGGCUUCAUUGGAUCGACGGCAGGAAGCUUGCCGCCUUUGUGUUGCAGUGCCAGCUGGGGGCUUUGCAGAUCGACCGGGAAACAUGGUAG